AUGGACGACCUAGUGGCUAGUGCACCAGGGUCCGGGGAGGUUGAAUUUAUGCAGUCUUAUCGUGCAUGCGGGGCUGAUGUGAGACAUGCUGAAGUUCUAGAAAAUGGCCAAGUGGAGACUAAAUUGCUGGCGAAACAUCAAGGGCGGGCCAUUAAAUUGGCCAUUGAACCUGGCAGUUCUCAUAUAUUUUAUACUUGCGGUGAAGAUGGAUUGGUUCAGCAUUUUGAUCUGAGAACCGGAACUGCUACAGAAAUUUUUACUUGCCGACCUCUCCUAGCUAAAAGUUCCAGACCAGUAGUUCAUCUAAAUGCAAUUGCCAUUGAUCCGCGGAAUCCUAAUUUGAUUGCGGUCGCGGGAUCAGACGAGUAUACCCGACUCUAUGAUUUCCGCAAACAUCGAUGGGGCAGCUCAACUGAUUUUGGUCAUCCAACUGAGUUCUUUUGCCCCCCACAUUUAAUUGGUGACAAGCAUGUGGGAAUAACAGGAUUGGCAUUCUCGGAUCAGGGUAAAACGGGACUUUAUCCUCAUUCUGUGGCAUUUCCAACGGAUCUAGAUGGUGAUUCGAAAGUUGGUCCCCGAGUUUAUAAGGGGCACAAGAACUGUGACACGGUGAAAGGUGUGAACUUCUUCGGGCCUAAAUGUGACUAUAUUGUUAGUGGGUCAGAUUGUGGCCGGAUUUUCAUUUGGAAGAAGAGUGGGGAGCUCAUUCGUGUCGUGGAAGCAGAUAAUCAUGUCGUGAACUCUAUUGAGUCUCAUCCUCAUACAACUGUACUUGCAAGCAGCGGAAUUGAGCAUGCUAUAAAAUUAUGGACACCAAAAUGCAUUGAUAGGGCUACUCUGCCUACAAAUAUUGGAGAGAGACCCAAGGCAAGGGUCAGGUUGCAUGGCGUAUUUUCACCUGAGGACCUGAUGAUGCAAUAGUUUUCCCUGCCAAGGUGAAGGUCAAAUCUGGAGUGGAAUGGAGAGAAUUCAACUGCUGAAUGCCAACAGUGGUGGUUCAUUGGAUAAACGUAGAGAUAACUACAGUGCUGAAGACUUUUUGCGGUGAUUUUGCAGCAACCUUUGUUAGAGAAAAGAACUAUGGUAAUUGUACAAAAUACACGCUCAAGUUCAACUCUUUGAUGUGGCUUUGGUUACUUGCAAUAUUUUUUCCCAGUUUUGUUUUCCUAGCUUUUUGGUAUCAUUGAAUAUACCAUUCAUCUUUGUUCAUUCAUCUGUUUUUCAGUUCUUUGUUCAUUAAAAUCAUAAAAUGCA
Messenger RNA from Ilex paraguariensis (yerba mate), 1254 nucleotides. The record is from the annotation of a GenBank genome assembly. NCBI's taxonomy places the organism in Eukaryota, Viridiplantae, Streptophyta, Magnoliopsida, Aquifoliales, Aquifoliaceae.